Messenger RNA from Clarias gariepinus (North African catfish), 1426 nucleotides. It is a transcript of the gene tmem119a, whose product is annotated as transmembrane protein 119a. Gene Ontology annotation, cellular component: plasma membrane. Bases 263 to 928 code for a protein of 221 amino acids. Gene Ontology annotation, biological process: positive regulation of osteoblast proliferation; positive regulation of osteoblast differentiation; positive regulation of bone mineralization. The transcript has 2 exons. Lineage: Eukaryota; Metazoa; Chordata; Actinopteri; Siluriformes; Clariidae. The record is from RefSeq and is a predicted model, not a curated record.
GAGGGAAGGAGGGAACGAGAUGUUCACCACACAAAUGAAAAACCUUACUUUGUCCUAACUAAUCUUUUUUUUCCUGGUGAAGCCUACACAUAGGCUCAAGCUGCUGUACCACUCUCAGUGCAGCACAGAGGCAGCUGGUCCUCCUCACUUUCUUUCUUUCUUUCUUUCUUUCCUUUUAAAUUCUCUUGUGCACCGGAGGGAGAUUGGGAAUCUCCGCUGACAACAGAAAGAACAUCUGUCUGCACAUCAGUGUAACGUUGCCAUGUCGUCCAUGUGCCCACAUCUUGCCUUCGGGCUCCUCUUUGCCUUUUGGAGCUGCUCUACUAUGGCGUUUCCUUUUAAUACGUCCAUGGAAGGCAGUGGAGAUGAACAGGAACUGAUUUUCCCAACAUCCCACGCCACCCAUGUACCUUCACCCUCACCAACGCCUAUCCUUAGCAUUACUACCACCUUUAUCCGUAUUAAGUACUUCCUGUUUCAUGACGUGGUGGACUUCCUGCGUGAAAAUAUGCUCCUCAUCAUCGUUGUGAUGUCGCUUCUCAUUGUCAUCAUCUUCAUUGCCUGUUGUGCCUCAGCUAUGAGCCACAAGCGUAAACUCGAAGCCUACUAUCCACCCAAGAAACAAACUCCCAGGAAGUACAUGACUGUACCAAACAAGGGGGUAGAGCAAAGCCUGAUGGCGCCCCACACAGUCACCACCAGCUAUACACGUGCUCCGUCUAAAGCUCUAGUCGGCGAAAAAGAGGGGAAAGAUCCCAGACCAAAACCAAAGGAGGUGCAGAAAGCAGAAGACGUGGAGGAGGUAGAGGUGCAGAAGGAGGACGUGAAGAAGAAGGAGGAACCCAAGCCAAGCACGUCCACAACCGGUAAAAGUCAGGCACCUGUGUGCACUUGCCACCUGAAAAAAGCAAACCAAGCCUCGCAUUGAGGAAACAGGCAGAUUGCUGAGGAAUGUCUUGUUUCAAAGGACUUGUGGAUUUGGAAUUGUUGCUGGGAAUAAAUAAUGUUCAGAUAAAUUCAUUGGAUGGAGAUACAGAUAAGGGACAUUCUCUUUCCGGGAUGUCUUUUAUUCAACCUUGUACUAAGCAAUUUUUCUAGCUGAAUUUAAAGGGAAAGAGAAUGUUCUUUCAUUUACCAACUUACAUUGCAUUGCUUGCAUUGAUUUGAGCGGGUUGCUUAGGGAUACAUCCCUUCUAGUACUGAAAAUGUUCACUGCCCGAAAGUGUAUUCAUCAUGUUAGUGGUAAUGAAUGCUCUCGGGCUUCGUUGGAUUGAAUUCUUUGUAUUUCUCACAUUUCACUGAACGUGGACAACACCCUUAUUAUAAGAAAUAAUUUUAAAUGUGUUUCAAAAAAAUGGAAAAAAAGGGCAAUAAUACUUAUUUAAAAUAUUCAGGUCUGGAAGAGUCUUAAAAUGACUUAGGAAAU